AACAGGUUGUUAGUCUGCCUCACUGAGACGACACACACACACACACACACACACACACACACACUGAGAGACGGACGAUAAGAUUCACCUUCAGACCAAAACCACCACUUCCACUGAGAGAGGACAUCUACAGGAGGGAAUACUGGGAAUACUGGAAUACUACCACUUCAACCAGCUGCUGAAUCCACAAACUGAACCAGAGUUUUACAAGAACAAAGACUCAAAGUGAAAGUUACUUUCAGGGAACAGGGAGUGGCUGAGCCGUCUGCCUGCUGUGUUUUCAGCUUCACUCAGAGACUAAAUGGCUUCCAGAUUAGAGGACGAUCUCUGCUGUUCUGUCUGCCACGACAUCUUUAAAGAUCCUGUCAUCCUGUCAUGUAGCCACAGCUUCUGUAAAGUCUGUCUGCAGAGCUGGUGGACAGAGAAACACGUCCGAGAGUGUCCACUUUGUAAGAGAAGAUCUUCAAAGAACAUCCUACCUCCUAACUUGGAUUUAAAGAACGUGUGUGAGAGUUUCUUACAGGAGAGAGAUCAGAGAUCUUCAGAGGCUCUCUGCAGUCUGCACUCUGAGAAACUCAGACUCUUCUGUCUGGACCAUCAGCAGCCGGUGUGUCUCGUCUGCAUAGAGUCAGAAAAACACACCAACCACAGAUUCAGACCCAUCGAUGAAGCUGCACGACAACACAAGAAGGAACUUCAGGAAACUCUGGAGCCCUUAAAGGAGAAGUUAAAGGUUUUUGAAGAAGUUAAAGUGAAGUUUGAUCAAACAGCAGAACACAUGAAGGUCCAGGCCCGACACACAGAGAGGCAGAUUAAGGAGCAGUUUAAGAAGCUUCACCAGUUUCUAGAAGAGGAAGAGGAGGCCAGGAUGGCUGCACUGAGGGAGGAAGAGGAGCAGAAGAGUCAGAUGAUGAAGGAGAAGAUGGAGGCUGUGAGCAGAGAGAUAGCAGCUCUUUCAGACACAGUCAGAGCCACAGAGGACGAGCUGAGAGCUGAAGACGUCUCAUUCCUGCUCAACUACAAGGCUGCAGUGGAAAGAGUCCAGCAGCGCCCCCUGCUGGAGGAUCCACAGCUGCUCUCAGGAGCUCUGAUAGACCAGGCCAAACACCUGGGCAACCUGACCUUCAACAUCUGGAACAAGAUGAAGGACAUGGUCUCCUACACUCCUGUGAUUCUGGACCCAAACACUGCUCAUCCAGAACUCAUCCUGUCUGAAGAUCUGACCAGUGUGAGACGAGGAGAGGAACAGCAGCUUCCUGAUAAUACAGAGAGGAUUAAUAAAUACCGCUCUGUCCUGGGCUCUGAGGGCUUUAACUCAGGGACUCACAGCUGGGACGUCGAGGUUGGAGACUGUACAAGCUGGGGACUGGGUGUGUUAGCAGAGUCUGUCCAGAGGAAGGGAGACAUACUGUCUGGAUUAUGGAGAAUAAGGUUCUAUAAUGGUAAAUACAGCGCAGUCUCCCCAUCAGAUCUCACUGUUCUAGUAGUACAGAAGAAGCUCCAGAGGAUCAGAGUGAAUCUGGACUGGAACAAAGGAAAGCUGUCCUUCUCUGAUCUUGAUACUAAGACACACAUACACACCUUCACACACACUUUCACUGAGAGGAUGUUUCCAUACAUUGGAACUGUGGAUCUCCUACUGAAGAUUUUACCAGUGAAGGUCUCUGUGACUGUAGGACAAAAGAAAUAGAUGAUGAUGAUGAUGAUGACAUGCUAAAUUUUCUUCUGAGUCUUUGAGGAACAUGUGACUAUGUUGUCCUGAUUAUGAUGUUGGUUGGCGAUAUGAUUUGCGAUAUUAGAGGGAAUGAUAACUUCUACAUCAUUAUUCUCAUUCUCAUUGAUAAACAUAUUAAAAUGAGUUAUGGUGGGAUUUUUGCGUGACAUGUGUACCAAACAAAGUCUGUAGAAUAUGAUGUGUCGGUCAGGACAUCUCUGCAGCACCACAAUAUUUAAUGUAAAAUGAUAUGUUGACACAUAUUUCAUCUUUAACAAAUAAUGCGCCUGGCUAUAUUGCACUUUUGAUCAAAUGUUCGCCCUCGUCUUUGUUCAUGUCAAAGUUUAUUCUUGUAAAUAGUCCAGUCAGAACAUUUAUUGAGAUGAUAAAAUACAGAUAUAUAUUCAGUUAUAUUUAAAGACUUUGAAAUGUAGAAGGGUUUCCAGGAAGCAGGUUUAACAUCAGUCCAUGUUCCAGAUGUUGGGUUUAUUUGGUCACAUGAUCCAGAUCAACUCAGUGAACUUGGAGCAGAAACCAGGUUUACUGCUGUGUUUACACACAUUACUGAUGUAACAUCAUCAGAAUUAAUAACUCAUAUUUAGUCUCCUGUUUCUGAAUCACAAGACCUGUCAGUCAAGAUGUGAUCGACAGCAGCUUCAGAUUGGUUUUGGUGGUGGGAGGGGCUAGUCUUUGGUUUACCAUUAUUGAUUAUUGAUUGUAUCUUUAAUGUGAAGUUUCUGUGUAUUUGAACAGCAGGUUCAAACAUUGAUUUGUUUAUUCAUGUAAAGUGUUAAAGAGAUUUUAUUUCACAUCAUCUGUUCACUGUAAUUCAUCAUUAGAAAUGAGAUUAAAGCUUCAACUGGAAAAUUAAAGUGUCUCAUGAAGCAGAAA
Messenger RNA from Sebastes umbrosus (honeycomb rockfish), 2605 nucleotides. Its product is annotated as E3 ubiquitin-protein ligase TRIM39-like. The transcript has a single exon. The coding region runs from base 302 to 1690 and encodes 462 amino acids. Gene Ontology annotation, molecular function: zinc ion binding; protein binding. Lineage: Eukaryota; Metazoa; Chordata; Actinopteri; Perciformes; Sebastidae. The record is from RefSeq and is a predicted model, not a curated record.